Molecule: messenger RNA, 2361 nt
Organism: Lodderomyces jiufengensis
Lineage: Eukaryota; Fungi; Ascomycota; Pichiomycetes; Serinales; Debaryomycetaceae
Gene: GYP8
Product: Gyp8p
Exons: 1
Coding region: 1-2361 (786 amino acids)
Biological process (GO): positive regulation of GTPase activity; endoplasmic reticulum to Golgi vesicle-mediated transport
Cellular component (GO): endoplasmic reticulum membrane
Molecular function (GO): GTPase activator activity
Source: RefSeq, a predicted model, not a curated record
AUGACAACAAUAGAAUCACCACCAACAGAAAUCAAAAGACCUCUCAUGGUAUCAAGAUCUCCUUCUUCAUCAAUAUCAAUAACCACAUCAACUAUUAUACCAUUAUCUUCAAACACAAACAAUGAUAAUUGGGUCAAUAUGGAUUUGGAUAAUUAUGAUAAAUCAUCGAGUUCAAUCAUAUACAAUACUAGUACUGAGUUGGAGAAUUUGGAAAAAUUUAAUAGUUCGAUAAACUCAUCUUUGAAUUCUGUCGAUCAUGGGGAGGAAAAUUUGAGAACUGUGAAAUUGAACUCCGUUAAGGAUGUUUUAUCAAACUUGAGUAAUGAAUCUGGAACAAUUGAUGAUAAACUAAAAAAUUUAAAAAAAUUGUCAACUACAGUACAAGAGAUCUCACAAAAUGUUCAAUAUAAUAAUAUAAUUAAUAAUGAUAUGAGGAUUAAAAUAUGGAGUGAAUUCUUAAAUUUAUCAAAUACCACUAAUGCUUCAUUAGAAACAAAUUCAUCAAUUACAUCAUCUUCAUCAAUGAAACCAAAAAACCCCACCGACAUUACACCAUCAUCAAAUUCAGUACUAUCAACACCAACAACAUUAAACAAUGGUAGAUUUUCACCACAAUUAUUUUUGGAAAAUUUAAAUUCAAUUGAUUUACCACCUCAUAAAGAUGAAGAACAAGUUAAAUUAGAUAUACAAAGAUCAUUUACUAUAUUAUCUCAUAUUCAACAACAAACUAUUCCAUCUUCAUCACUGUCAUCUAUACAUUUAAUUAAUAACUCAUUAAAUCAUAACAACAAUAAUAAUAGUCAAUUUGGGAAUGUGGAGACUAUGGAAAAGGGUUCUUCAUUUGCUACAAUUUUCAGUUCUUCUGAUAUAAAAAACUUGAAAAAAAUAUUAUUAAAUUUAAUUAUUAAAAUAUUGAGAAAGUACCCGAAUUUAGGUUAUUAUCAAGGAUAUCAUGAUAUUGCAUCUAUUGUAUUAUUAAUAUGCUAUAACAACAACCACAACAGACAGGAUUCCACUAACGGGAAAAUAGAAUCACCAUCUACAUCUACUUCUUCAUCAAUUGAAGAUAAUAUAGAUCAAGAAUUAGCUUUCAAAAUAUUAGAAAAAUUAACAAUAUAUCAUUUAAGAGAUUUUAUGAUAUCUGAUAUAAACUUAUCAGUAAAUCAUUUAAGAAAUAUUCCAACUAUACUAGAGCUAUGCGAUAAACAGCUUUUUGAAUUAGUUAAACAAACAUCACAAUCUUACCACUUAAUUCACGGUGAAAAAUUUUAUGAUUACAAAUUUUAUCAAGGGUUAUCUUCAAUUUUAACUUUAUAUUCUCAUGAUAUAACUAAUUUAAAUCAUAUUCUAACUAUUUGGGAUUUUACACUAAGUUAUAAUUCAGUACUAAUAAAUAGUUACAUAUAUGCAUCCUCAUUGAUAAUAUUCAAAUCCAAAAUAUGGGAUUUUUUACAAUUGGAUUCCGAACAGUUGGAAUUUAAUGAUAUUGAUCAAGAUCUUGUACAUACGACAUUAUCACCUGCUAAUUUAUUUGAUGGUUUAAAUGAUGAAGAAAUAAGUCAAAUAUUACAAAAGACUAAAGAGUUAGUAGAGAAAUAUCCGAUUGACAAUACAUCUAACUGGAAGAAAUUAUUCAACUCCUACAAUUUACAUUCAGUUUUAAAUAAUACAUCAAAUAUAAAAUCAGAUACAAUAACAAUAGAAACGCAAUACGGGAAACUACUCAACUCAAAUAAUCAUGAAUUAACUGAUCUAAUCCAUUUACAAGAUGAAGAGAUCAAUAAACAAACAAUAGAAGAAUUACAAGAACAACAACAAUUAAUAGAAGAAGAAGAAGAACUACACAAUCUAAAGAGAUCAUCAACUAAUGAAUCAGAAGAUCUUGACGAAGACUUAGACGAAGAUUCACAUUUGAAUUCUUUAAGUUCUUCCUUAACUUUAAAUACAUCAUCAUCAAUCCACAAACUCAAAUCUUCAAAAUUUUUCCAAAAAUUAUUUAAAUCAACUUCAAUUACAUCAUCAGAUGAAGAUGAAGAUAAUGAUGAUAAAGUCAUAUCAACUAACAAAGCUUCGCAUAAUUGGUCCUAUUCCCCCUACUCAAUCAUUCAAAGACUUUCAUCAAUAAACAAAUUUUACAAAUUCGGUAUAGCUAUAGGUAUAAUUGGAUUCAUACUACAUUUAAUUAUUAAUAAUAAGAAUUUUUAUCAAAUUUAUAAGGAAAACCUACUGGAUUUUUUCACAAAUUUUCAUUUUGUUGAAAUUGGUCAAAAUCUUAUUUCCAAGAGUUUUAAACAAUCUAGUAGUGUUUUCCAAAUUGGUUCUGGUUCUUUACGAAACUCAAUAUUUGGAUUUGAGAUUUAA